Lingula anatina is the source of this 1336-nucleotide messenger RNA. Its product is annotated as dynein regulatory complex protein 9. The record is from RefSeq and is a predicted model, not a curated record. Gene Ontology annotation, cellular component: motile cilium; cytoplasm. Gene Ontology annotation, biological process: cilium organization. NCBI's taxonomy places the organism in Eukaryota, Metazoa, Brachiopoda, Lingulata, Lingulida, Lingulidae. Gene Ontology annotation, molecular function: protein binding.
UGGAAGAAGUUGCCGACAGAAAAUGUCUACCUUUCUUUCAUAGUUUUUAAAGUGAUAGCAGCACGAUGUUGACAGGAGUGGACGCCAUUCACGUCUCCACGGUGUUGGAGGACUGUGCAGAUCAGCUGGCAAUUCUGGGCAAAAUUAUGCCAGGGAGCUAUGAGAACAGGACAGACGCUGACGAGUUUGUUCAAGAAGAGAUAGGCCAGCUGGUUGAGGGUCAGAGACAGCUGGAGAGCAAGUAUGAGAGUCUAAUGUCAAAGAAACAAGAUCUGAGGCAGGGGGAUGUCAGGACAAAGAGCAAUUUACAAAAAAUGAUGGACACAGAUCGUGACAUCCAGGCAACAGGAGGCGACCUCAAAAACAGCACCCAUGUCUUUGGACGGAGUCUGAAGCAGAACCCACUCACUUCGGACAACAUAACGAAGAUCCAAGAGGAUCGCGCCUUCCUCGAGAGGGUGGUGUGCAACACCUUGGCAGAAAUUGAACACAGGGGGACUUAUGAGUCCUUGGUGUCCGCAGUGAGAGAGGAGCGAAACAGGAAGACAGGACUUCAGGACACAAUAUUAAAGGAAGAGGAAGGCCGGCGUAAACUGAAAACCCUUCAAAAACAACUCGUUGACGUGAAGAAGGAAAAAGAAGUAGAGAUUCAACACCGCAAUGAGAUGAUCGCCCAUCUCAAGGAUCAGCUUCAGGAGAUGAAGGCCAAAACCAACAUGGAAGGGAAGUACAUCCAGAAGUGUGCCCAGGUCUCCGUGGCACAGACCCUGAAAAGAUGCACCAUGGCUGAGAAAGGGAUGAAGGACGAGCUAGAGAGCUUGAGAAACAAAAUUGAUGAGGAGACGCGGGUGAACGCGGAGGUGGAGUCCUUCCUACAGACCCACCAGAAGAUCCUGAGCCAGAAGGUGGAAUACUGGAUGGAGAAGUACGAGAAAGACGUGGAUGACAUGCAGAUCAAACUGAAGGUGUUGGAAGAUGCCGAGAAGAAAGAUCUGGCUAGAAUAGCAGAGCUGAAGAAAUUAUAUGAAGAGUAUGAACAGGUAGUUGUAGAGGACAGGAUAGACAAGGAAAAAGCCAGAAGGAAGGCUCAACAAGAGGAAAUUGAACUCAAGAAUGCCACAAAGCUACAAGCAUGGUGGCGAGGUGUUAUGGUUCGACGAGGUCUUGGUCCUUACAGUAAGAAAAAGAAGAAGGGAAAGAAAGGCAAAAAGUCUGGAAAGAAAAAGAAGAAGUAAACAAUGAACCCAAUAAACAAUGCUAUAUGCUGUGUGGUUGUUUCAGUAUUACAAAUCAUUGUGAAAAAAGUUUGUUGCAAGAGAUGUAAUGGGGUUUCUAG